ACAAUCAGCUUUAAUGUUCGAUUCGGUGUACUCCGUUGCUGCUGGUCUUAUGGAGCUAGAUAGGAGCGAUUUAUUAACUUGGCAUAAUAUUUCCUGUAAAAAGGAAUUGCCAUGGAGAGAUGGACAGUCACUAUAUAAAUAUAUUAACUCGGCUUCUAUGGAUGGACUGACAGGCCGCGUACAAUUCGCUGAGGGACGUCGAAAUAUAUUUCAAAUCGACUUACUUAAACUAAAGCGAGAGGAAGUUGAAAAAGUUGGUUUUUGGAACCCUGAAGUCGGUGUUAACAUUACCGAUUCGACCGCUUUCUAUGACACUUAUUCAAGUAAUACAACGUUAAUUGUUAUGACGCGCCAAGAAAAACCUUACGUUAUGGUGAAAAGCGACAUUAGUCAAACAGGAAAUGAUCGCUUUGAAGGAUUUUGUAUCGAUUUACUAAAAGCCAUUGCCACUCAAGUGGGAUUUCAAUAUAAGAUUGAAUUAGUACCUGAUAAUAUGUAUGGAGUAUUCAACCCUGACACAAAAGUUUGGAACGGAAUAGUGCGCGAGCUAAUGGAAAAGGACGAACCCGGCUGAAUUUAGUGAUUUGAUCACUUGAGAUAAUGAUUCUCACGCUAAUAGAGACUGUGGCUAGCUGAAAGAAUAUCGUCCACAUAUGUUUGUGAUGUAGCGCAGAAGUUGCUAAAGGCAAAUUCGUUUCACCGGCUUUUGUCCAUUCAUGCAAUGUCCUAAUGGCUAAAUAUGCUGCGCAGUUGAUGCCAAAG
Bactrocera oleae (olive fruit fly) is the source of this 762-nucleotide messenger RNA. Lineage: Eukaryota; Metazoa; Arthropoda; Insecta; Diptera; Tephritidae. The record is from RefSeq and is a predicted model, not a curated record.